Messenger RNA from Cydia splendana, 499 nucleotides. RefSeq names its product bolA-like protein 2. Gene Ontology annotation, cellular component: nucleus; cytosol. Gene Ontology annotation, biological process: intracellular iron ion homeostasis. Lineage: Eukaryota; Metazoa; Arthropoda; Insecta; Lepidoptera; Tortricidae. Bases 203 to 454 code for a protein of 83 amino acids. The record is from RefSeq and is a predicted model, not a curated record. Gene Ontology annotation, molecular function: 2 iron, 2 sulfur cluster binding. The transcript is spliced from 3 exons.
AUCCAUUCAAUCGUCCGCAAUUCAAGUUCACUUUCUCGUGCUACUUUCUCAUUUCACUUUCGAAAAAAACACUAAAUACUGUAUCAGUUCGAGUUUGGUAUCCGCGUUGUAUAUUCAGGCGCGCGGGGUAAUAUUAUUAUUGUGAUCAGUGGAUGAGUUUUGAGUAAUAAUUAUUGCGAUUUAUGGACUAUCAUUGACGAAUAUGGUGUAUACGGAAGGAUAUUUGAAGGAAAAGCUGACCAAGGAAUUGGACGCCGUUCACGUCGUAGUGACGGACGAGAGUGACGGCUGUGGCGCCAAGUUCUCGGCGCUGAUCGUCUCCGACAAGUUCCAGGGGAAGCCUUUGCUGGCGCGCCACAGACUCGUCAACUCAGUUCUUCAGGAGGAGCUGAAGGAGAUACACGCGUUCACGCAGAAAACUCUCACGCCCGACCAGUGGAACGCUCAACAAUAAUGUACUAGAAUAAAAUGAGAAUUUAAAAAAGUAGUUUUUUUUUUU